Molecule: messenger RNA, 438 nt
Organism: Aspergillus clavatus NRRL 1
Lineage: Eukaryota; Fungi; Ascomycota; Eurotiomycetes; Eurotiales; Aspergillaceae
Product: TMEM14 family protein
Exons: 2
Coding region: 1-438 (145 amino acids)
Cellular component (GO): membrane
Source: RefSeq, a predicted model, not a curated record
AUGACAAAUUGGCAUUUGGCAAUAAACCAGCUCCAGCCUCGGAGUUUGGACUCUGGACUUUGGAGCUCCGACAUCCAAACCCCAACCCAGUCCCAUACCUUAUCGCAAUCCUCGGUCCCCACCACCUCCGCCGCCGCGCUCUCCCUCCUCACCUCCCUCGGCGGCAUCGUCGGCUACGCCCGCACAGGCUCCGUCCCCUCCAUCGCCGCCGGCCUCUCCGUCGGCGCCCUCUACCUCUACAGCUUCCUGCAGCUGCAGAACGGCCAGCCCUACGGCGCGGAGAUCGGUCUGUUGGCGUCCGCUGUGCUGGGUGGGAGUUCCGUGCCGCGUGCGAUUAAGAAGGGUAAGCCCGUGCCUGUGGGGCUGAGUUUGUUGGCGACGUAUGGGCUGGUGGUGUUUGGAUUGGCGUUCCGCGAGAAGAGGGCUGCGCGGGUUUAG